GCGAUGACAGCAACGAGCAGACGGCUUGUCCGUCAUGUCAAGUCGAUCGUGAUUUCGUAUGUGGGCGUAUUUCGAUGCGAGGAUACUUGUUAUUAUAGAGUAACGUAGGAAUAUCUUUGGCUAAUCGGGAUGGAGAAACCAAUAAAGCCCAACAUCAUGUUUCACCCGAUUAUUUCAUCGAUACAAAAGAUCGCUCUGUACGAAACAAAGUUUUGCUUCUAUUUGAUGGGCUCGAACAAUACGCAGACGAGAUUUCGCGUUUUGAAAAUCGAUAGAAUGUCCCCAAGGGAGCUCAUAGUUCACGAUGACAAAAGGGAGUACACGAGCGAAGAGAUUAAGGAUCUAGUUAACAAAAUCGAUAUUGGUAACCGCAGUCGGAUGGGACAGCGAAGCAACACUGGUGGAGUUGCCCGCGUUGUAUCGGCGUUUGGAAUAAUUGGCAAUCUUAAUCACGAACCAACAACAACCUGCGAGGCUACUAACGAAGAGCCGCAGAAACAAGAACCGCAAGCAUCACAACAUAAACCAACCCAAACACGAUUCACCUGGAAGACAAUUUGGCAACGAGAUUCUUUUCCAAGGCUAGUACCGGCUUUUGGCCUCCUUGGGUUCGUCCGUUUCUUGGAGGGCUACUAUAUCAUUCUGGUUACAAAAAGGUGUCGCGUCGCUGUAAUUGGUCACCACACUUUAUACAAAACCGAGGACACUGCUAUGAUUUAUAUUCCAAAUGAUACAGUCCGCCUAUUCCAUCCUGACGAACAGAGAUACGUGAAAAUGUUUCAAAACAUCGACCUAAGCAGUAAUUUCUACUUCAGCUACUCCUACGAUCUGACGCAGACCUUACAGUUCAAUAUGGCGCCACCCAGGCACAUCAAAUCAGACAUUCCAACAGCAAAUCCAGAAAACAAAAGUGAAGCUGACGAUGUCGAAGAUUCUGAAGAUUUUUUCAACAUGUGGGCCUUUAGAGAAAAUCCAGAGAGCAGCGAGUAUGAGAACAAUGCAUUCGAUGAAAAAAUCGUCAAUUACGGAGUGCGCAGUAAUCCAAACCGGCGUUUUGUUUGGAAUUCACACCUCCUGCUACCCGUAGAAAAAUAUUUACAUCCCGACUGGAUUUUAUACAUAACACACGGAUUUAUUGGACAGUCAAAUAUCAGCAUUUUUGGCAGGUCAAUGUACGUUACUAUAAUCGCUAGAAGAAGUACCAAAUAUGCAGGGACCAGAUUCCUAAAAAGAGGUGCAAAUUUUGAUGGAGAUGUCGCAAACGAAGUAGAAACUGAACAGAUCGUCCAUGACUCUGGUAUCAGCUCUUUCAGUCACGGGCACUUCAGUUCCUUUGUACAAAUGCGCGGCUCUGUCCCUGGCCACUGGAGACAGGACGUCAGUAAAAUGGUACCCAAACCUACAAUUACUUGCGAUCUGACUGAUCCUUACGUCGAAACUGCAGGUGCACAUUUCAAUCAACUAUUAAAAAGAUACGGAUCACCAAUCAUAAUAUUGAAUCUGGUGAAGAAGAGAGAAAAAAAGAAACACGAAAGCACUUUGAGCGAGGAGCUCAGUAUGGCUGUGAGAUACUUGAAUCAAUUCCUACCACCGGAACAUAUUAUACAAUAUAUCAGUUUCGAUAUGGCUAGAAAGAAUAAGGGCAAGGAAGCAAACGUGAUGGGGCGACUAGCAAAUAUAGCACACAGUGCUGUACUGAAAACAGGAAUCUUCCAAUCACAGAAUCCGUACUACAACCAGAGAAAUUUAUUCUCAACAGCUAAUAGUAACAGGAAACCUCACAGGAAUGACUUCAAUCCGACCCUUUUAGGCACGACAAGAAAUGAUUCGAAAACAACGCUCAACUUAAGUUUACCACGAAUAAGUUCCCCCGGUCAAUUUCCAUCGGAUCGUGACAGUAAUUCGAAGGCGUCAGGACGUCUGGAAAAGUCGGAGACUGAAUCAAUUGAAAAUAAAGUGAGACAAUGCUUUGUGCGGAAAGGAACUCUGCAAACUGGAAUCAUUAGGACGAAUUGUGUGGAUUGCUUGGAUAGAACCAACACAGCUCAGUUUGCAAUUGGAAAAUGUGCUUUGGGCUUUCAAUUGUGCGCUUUGGGAGUGCUAGAAGCUCCAAAGUUGGAAUUUGACUCCGACUGCGUACGGCUACUUGAAGAGCUGUACGAGGAUCACGGUGAUACUUUGGCAUUGCAGUACGGAGGAUCGCAGUUGGUACAUAGGAUAAAAACAUACAGGAAAACUGCACCGUGGACGAGUCAAGGCAACGAUAUCAUGCAAACGUUGAGCAGAUAUUUCAGCAAUACUUUCAGCGAUCAGGAAAAACAACACACUAUUAAUCUCUUCUUAGGAUUGUUUGUUCCGGAAGAAGGAAAAACUCCGUUAUGGGAACUUGUAACUGAUUACUAUCUCCAUCACAAGCCAGCAUGUAAAUAUACUCGAAGAACAAAAGUAUUGACUCAAUGGUGGGAUAGAAACGUUUUGAAGUGUCUUCCUUACGCUCUUAAUGAAGUCACAAAGUCGUGUUCAGAAAUGAUCCAGUUACAGCACACGCAAGAGGAAAUGGUAGACGUAUAUUACGAUUAUCAUCGCCCUCACGAAUUAUCGGUGUUACUCGAUGUGUAUGCAUACAAAAUAAGCCACUCGGUCAGGGAUUUUAUGCCUCAUUUUACAACAAACUUCAGCCCCUUUGCUGUGCGAGUAAGGCCAGGCAGAAGACGAGAGGAAACGGGUAACAAAAAUGCAAACAUGAAAAAUCCGUCUAUGACUGGUCAAAGCAGUACCAGCAGUACAGCAUCUAGUGCCAGUUCGAGUUUAGACUCAAGUUCUGACGAUGACGAGAGCCACCAAAAUGCUAACGACUCCCAAUUGACUGCAUCGAAGGAUAGUUCUGAACUAGUUUCCUUUGAAUCCUUUUUUCCGACAAUGCGAGAAGUCUACGGAACCCAACCGGAGUCUCCAAAAAGGGCAGACAUUCUUUUGUACAAAAGGUACGUGCUAAUAGGUCGGAAUGCAACCUACCUAACAGAUCAUUCAAAAAUACGAUCUAAAUUGGUUCAGCAGGCGUCCUUUCCAGAGUGUGUGAACGCCAAAGUUUCUCUUCCUGUUGUCAAAGACGCGAGUAUCAGUAUUUAUGCACAAUACGUGAGGAGAGCCAAGAUCGGUGGUUCUGUGCCAAAUACUAAUGACAUGAUUUUGUACGAAAAUUAUGUUCAAGAGCAAAUGCUAACCAGACGAAACGGAUUAUGCGGAAGUUCAUAAUUCAAUCAUAGAUAUUAAGUUAAUUAUUUUUAAUAUAUAUACCUAUACUAAUUGAAAAUGCAUUUAAAUUAGAGAUAUUUAAUAAUGAUCUAAUAAACGAACAGCCUCAAGA
Messenger RNA from Diprion similis, 3367 nucleotides. It is a transcript of the gene FIG4, whose product is annotated as polyphosphoinositide phosphatase. NCBI's taxonomy places the organism in Eukaryota, Metazoa, Arthropoda, Insecta, Hymenoptera, Diprionidae. Gene Ontology annotation, molecular function: phosphatidylinositol-3,5-bisphosphate 5-phosphatase activity. The record is from RefSeq and is a predicted model, not a curated record. Gene Ontology annotation, biological process: phosphatidylinositol dephosphorylation. Gene Ontology annotation, cellular component: intracellular membrane-bounded organelle. The transcript is spliced from 14 exons. Bases 130 to 3255 code for a protein of 1041 amino acids.